Saccostrea echinata is the source of this 2993-nucleotide messenger RNA. Its product is annotated as two pore channel protein 1-like. Gene Ontology annotation, biological process: monoatomic ion transport; transmembrane transport. NCBI's taxonomy places the organism in Eukaryota, Metazoa, Mollusca, Bivalvia, Ostreida, Ostreidae. Gene Ontology annotation, cellular component: endosome membrane; lysosomal membrane. The transcript has 26 exons. Bases 25 to 2475 code for a protein of 816 amino acids. The record is from RefSeq and is a predicted model, not a curated record. Gene Ontology annotation, molecular function: voltage-gated channel activity; monoatomic ion channel activity.
UGUUCCGAAUGUAUAAAAACAAAUAUGGCGGGUAAUGUGGAACGGCCUCUUAACCCUCUCCGUAAAAAUCGACGUACUUCAAGUCUUUCUGAGUCAGAAUAUGAAAUUGUCAAUGACACGGGGAAUAUGGGAUAUGAAUUUCCGAUCUCGGAGCACAUGUCUCGCCGCGAGAACAGAAAGCUGUGGGAGCUGAACUACCAGGAGGCCGCCAUAUUUCUCCAGGAGGGAGAAAAUAACGACAAGUUCUACACGCACCCCCGGAGUUGUAAUGCCCUGCCAGCCUAUCAGAUUGCUCAUCAUCAGUGGUUUAAAGUCCUGGACCUUGUCGCUGCUCUUGGUCUCCUUUUCCUGGCUGCAUGUGAACGGCCGGCCGUGCCAUUUCUAACUUUACCAGUUGGUGUCCAUGGUUCUCUAGAGAUUCUGGGGCAACUAAUCCUGGCUCUGCAGUUAGCCAUCAAGUUAAGGUGGCUUGGCUGGAAGACAUUCUUCAAACACAAGAGGACAGCAAUCAAGUCGUUUACGCUGACGAUCAUGUUUAUUGAGUCUGUUGUUGUUCUGAUUCGUCAGACGAAUCACUUCCGGGUCACGAGGGCACUCAGGCCGCUCUUCCUUAUUGACACACAUUACUUCAGAGGGGUCAGAAGAAUCAGCCGUCAGAUCCUGAUGUCCCUGCCUCCAAUCCUGGAACUCAUAUUUCUCCUCAUGUUCUUCAUCCUGAUAUUCUCUAUACUUGGGUUUUACCUGUUUUCUGGUGUACCAAAUGACACAUACUUUAGCACGAUCCAGGACAGCUUCAUCAGCCUGUUUGUGUUGUUGACAACAGCAAAUUUUCCUGAUGUAAUGAUGCCUGCAUACGCUGAUUCCCGCUGGAAUGCCGCCUUCUUCAUUGUGUAUCUGGCCUUAGUUUUGUAUUUCCUUAUGAAUCUGUUAUUGGCUGUUGUUUAUGAUACAUUUUCAAAUCUGGAAAAGAGAAAGUUAAAGAGGCUAUACUUUCACAAAAGAACAGGUUGUCAGCAUGCUUUUAAACUCCUUGUUACAAAACAGGAUAACAACAAAGUCAAUAUUGGGAACUUCAUGGGGAUGCUCAAGUACUUCAAACCUAAAAAAAAGCGACUUGAAGCCUAUUUGUCCUUCAAAACCCUGAACACAUCCAAGGUCGGCAAACUGAGCCUGGAGGAGUUUUACAGUGUGUUUAGUGUCCUUGACCUUCAGUGGAAGCCCAAGCAAGAAGAGUUCCAGAUAUGGUCAUCAAAUUUUAGACAUCCUUUCAACUUUAUUUUUAGAAAAUUAAAUGAUUUCAUUAAUUGGCGAUGGUUUGAGGUAUUUAUAUAUUUAGUGAUUGCAGCCAAUUUUAUAUGGAUUCUGGUGGAGACGAUAUCACUCUCUAAAAAGAACAUUGAUGUUAAACAUUACAACUUUACAAUCACUUGGGCUUCCAUCAUUUUUGUGUGCAUAUAUACCAUGGAGGCCUCAAUAAAAAUUCUUGCCAAAGGUCCACUUGAAUAUUUUACAACAGGAUGGGAUGUGUUUGAUUUCCUGGUAACGGUGACUAGUGUUAUAGGUUUACUAGGAGAGUACUUUAAUGAUUCUUUCUUCUACAUCACUGUCCUUAGACCAUUCAGACUUCUCAGGUUGUUUAAGAUGAAGAGAAGUUAUAGGGAUGUACUAGGGACGCUGUUCAUUCUCUUCUCUAGGCUCCUCAGUCUAGUGGUUGUCAUCAUGCUAGUCUACUAUUUCUUUGCCAUUAUUGCCAUGGAGUGCUUCCUAUACGUUGAUCUCAAAAAUUGCUGCAAAAACACCAGUGUAGAAGCAUUCUACAAGUUUAGCAACAACACCAACAGUUUGGGAUAUUAUUACCUCAAUGACUUCAGUAAUAUACUCAUAUCUGGUGUGACGCUGUUUGAGCUAACAGUGGUCAACAACUGGUUCAUAAUAAUGGAAGGAUUCGCUCAUCACACGGGAGAGGUGUCCAGGACGUUCUUUAUGACGUUCUACAUCGUUAUGAUGGUUGUCAUGACAAUUGUUUUAGCCUUCAUUCUGGAGUUAUUUUUGUUCCGUAUUCAGUACAGAAGAAAACUCAAACUGGAGGACAUUGAUGACCAUGCCAAGCAGACUGAACAUGUGUACAUCAGUGAUGAAGAGAAAAUGAUGUGUGAGAACCCUGACUAUAAAUGGACAGGUCGAUACAUAGCAUUACAGAGAAACUCCACAGAACUACAGACCCCCUACCUGUACAAGGGAGAAAGACACAGGAACAAAGAAGACUUUAGUCUCAGGAUGUAUGGGGAUGAGGUCAAGAGUUGGUUGGAGGAGGAGCAGGAGAGUCGUGAGCAGACCAUUCACACGAUGACGGAACUCAGGAGGCGGAGUCGACCUAACGCUGACCUCGAGGAUCUCGACGAGGACGUCAUUCCUAGCUCCUCAUUCUCAAUCCCUGUAGCUGAAAACAUCCAAGAAGCAGGGCCACAACCCUAGCUUGCUUUUAGGAGAGAAAUAACAAUGAUAUGGGUUAGGUCACAUAAUGGUCUCUGAUUUACUUAUUUUAAUUUAAUAUGUUUGUAGAUAUAUGAUGUUCUAGUUUAUUUAAUGAAGUUGAACCAAAGUCAAGGGUGCUCCACAGUCCCAGGAUUUGGACAGUCAUUUUUAAUCAUCUUUUUUCUGUGAUCAAGUUCAAAUGGUGCCAAAUUGUCUUUAAUAUUUCAUUUCAAGCAGCCUCCUUACGUUUCAUAUUCAGGAGGUACUUUCAGUAUGAGUGUGUAAAUUGAAUGCUUUGUGUUGAUGAAGAAAGAGAAGUUUUCUCAUAUUGAGAGGAAUUAGUUUGUGUCUGACAAAAAAAGAAUAUUCUACAUGCUUCAUGUAAGUACAGCAGUCAAACCUGUAUUAAGGGUCCUCCUCACCCCAUGACCUGUGAAGUAUAUAGGGAAAAAAAUACUUUCAGUUUUAUAUAAAUUGUGCACUGACAUUUCUCUGGCACCAUCUGUAAGAGAGUCUUA